Phycodurus eques (leafy seadragon) is the source of this 2420-nucleotide messenger RNA. It is a transcript of the gene mfap5, whose product is annotated as microfibril associated protein 5. Gene Ontology annotation, cellular component: microfibril. The record is from RefSeq and is a predicted model, not a curated record. Lineage: Eukaryota; Metazoa; Chordata; Actinopteri; Syngnathiformes; Syngnathidae. The transcript is spliced from 7 exons. Gene Ontology annotation, biological process: embryonic eye morphogenesis. Bases 130 to 519 code for a protein of 129 amino acids.
GGAGAAGGCAAGGAGGAGGGAGGAGGAGAGAAGGAGGAGAAAACGAGAGGACAAAGGAUUCGUUAAACAAAAGCAGGUUUGGACAACAGCAAAAGUAUUUGUAAAGCUCACCUCUUACAAGCUGAAGGAAUGGGUAGCCUUCCACUGGUCCUGCUCCUCUGUGGUUUCCACGCACUCACAGCUGUAGUCCAAGCCCAGGAGAGCGAGACCACUGAGGCACCUGCCGGGACAAGCCUGCCAGCCAACUGCAGGGAGGAGAUGUACCCAUGCACCAGGAUGUACUCGGUCCAUCGGCCCAUCAAGAGAUGCAUCGGCGGACGCUGCAUUUACAACCUUCCUCGCAUCUAUGUGAUCAACAAUGAGAUUUGCGUGAGGAUGGUGUGCCAACAGGAGGAGUAUCGAAAAGCCGAGUUGUGCAGAGAGUUGUCUGGGUGGCCAAGGCGCAUCGAGAGGUCAUCUAACAGGAAACGCUGUCGCAAUCGCCGUGGCAACCCCAAAACCUGGGCAAACAAGGCCUGACGGGGGGCCGCGGGCACGGCAGCGUGACCACCCGGCGAGGUCGGGGCGCCGUAAAGAUGUGACUCCGGGGACGUUGUCAUCAAAACAGUCCAUAACACCAUAAAUCCAGCGCUCAACACCUGCGGGGGUCUCCUCCCCUGUUUUUCACACACACACACACACACACACAUACAGGCCGUGGGCUGAGUCAUAUCUAUGUUUAUGUGUACUAACUUUUAAUUGCCUGGGAAUGCAGUGCAUUUCAUGGAUCAUGUCAAGAGGGGUUUAUGGCCCUUUAAAGGGUGCUAUGGAAAGCCGUUUUACCAUUUAGUUAACAUCCUGGAUACCCUACUUAAGGUCUGUAUACUCACUGCUAAGACGAUUCAGGGCAUUAGUAGAACACCUUUCUCUUACUAGUAAUCUUUUUUUUUCCCACUACUUGUGCCACUUUUUGCCAAUUAGUGUAUAGGUAGCCAUUUGCGCGUUUAUUUGAUAUCCAUGUUAUCCAGCUUAGUCUUUCAUUAGCAUAUUCUUUGUCCUCACUAGUAAGACUAUUCAGUUGACUAGUUUAAUGAAUAGAGUGUACUAGUUGAACGAACGACCUCUCUUACUAAUGUUUUUUUUUUCCACUAAUAGUGUCACUUUUGGCCUACAAGUACACAAUUGAACAAAAUUAAAAUGGAAAUGUAUUUGUUAUCCUUGACGUCCAUGUUAUGAUCCAACGCACUACUACUGUGACUGCCUUAUUAGUAACGUUUAUAACAGAACUUGUGCCACUUUGGGCUACUAGUACACAAUAAAACCUUACUAAUAAUCUAUGGAAAGCUGAGCAGUUUUUUUAUAUCCAGUUUAGAGUCCAUGUAUUAGGACACAUAUUGCCCUCACUAGUAGGACAUCAUGAUACUAGUGAGGUAAAACUGUGCACUAGUUGACAUCUGCACACUACUAGUACUAGUAAUGAAGCAAUAGAUUAGGGCUGCAACUAUUUUGAUAAUCGAUCAAUCUGUUGGUUAUUUUUUCGAUUAAUCGAUGAAUUGAAAUGUUCAUCCCUUUACUAAAAAAUAGGACAUUAUUUCAAAUUGACAGAGCAGAAACUGCAGAAACAAAAUUAUGAUUCAGUGACCUGUUUGGUCUGUCAGAAAAUUAUUAAUCUAAAUAGAUAAUAAAUAGUAAAUCAAUCAGUUGUCGGUUAAUCGAUUAAUUGUUGCACCUCUACACCAAAUAUUAACUAGUCAAGUUUUAUGAUGUCACUGGUAGUUUGUCAUUGUCAAGUGGUGUGAAGUUAGGCCUCACUUGUAGCAUGUAGUCAUCCUACUAGUAUGCCAAAGUUGUCCUAUAAGUGAGGACAAAGAGCAUACUAUUACAUUAACCCAAGCUGGACAUCAUCGAAUAAAUGCUCAGACGGCUUUCCAUAGUUUACAUUUAAGUGUUAAUUGCCUACAUGUAGGCCAAGAAUGGCUAUUAGAAAUUUUGGCUUCAAAGAGUCAUGUCGUCAGCCCGUAGUUAUGCUCGUCAUCGCAGCAUACACAGGAAGACCGCAAACCUGUGACGUUCCGCAUAUAGCAGAUUGUGUACUAGUCGGCCAAAAGUGGCACUGGUAGUGGAAAAAAAACUGUACUCGUAAGACACAGUUGUUCUACCAGUGGGCCGAAUUGUUGUACUAGUGAGGACAAAGAGCAUACUCGUACAUGGAACUUAAACUGGAUAUCAUGGAUAUUGCAUAAAUGCUGAAAGAGCUGAAAUGCUGAAGGACCAUAUGCUAUAUGAUUUGCACAAAGACUCAUUGUUUGACAUUGUAAGGUGCUAACUAAUAAUCCAUUACGUAUUACGCACGCUGUUGUAUCCAAUCAAUUAUACCGACACUUGAUUUUGUUUAUGCCCACAUUUCCUUUGUUGAAUAAAUAAAAUACACACAAUUUUAA